AUGAAACAACGAGUCACAGCAUUAGACAUUGAGAUUCUCGUUGCGGAACUCCAACAGGAGAUUACCGGGUACAGAUUGUCCAAUAUCUAUAACAUUGUCACCUCGAAUAGACAGUACCUGCUGAAGUUUGCGAUCCCUGAUUCCAAGAAGAACUUGGUGCUUGAUUCGGGCUUCAAAGCUCACCUCACACAGUUCACGAGACCAACGCCCCAGGUGCCCUCGAGCUUUGUUACCAAGUUGAGGAAGCAUUUGAAGACAAGAAGACUCACAAGCAUCAAACAGGUUGGCACAGAUAGAGUCAUCGUGAUGAACUUCAGCGAUGGUGCGUUCUACCUCGUUUUGGAAUUCUUCAGUGCGGGAAACAUCGUGCUGCUGGAUGAGAAUAGACGUAUCAUGGCCUUGCAGAGACUUGUGGAGGAGAAGGGCAAUAACGAUAGAUAUGCCGUUGGUGAGACGUAUAACCUGUUUGACGAGUCAUUGUUUGGUGAGACAUCUGCCCAGAAGUCCCUGACUGAGUUCAAUGCUGAUGAAAUCAAAGAAUGGAUAACUUCAAAGAGCCAGACCAAUGAUAAGAAGAAGGUGCUAUCUGUGCAAAAGAUUCUCUACCAGAAAGUUCCUCAUCUCUCUGCUGAUCUGAUUGCUAAGAGAUUAGUUGAGCACGGAGUGAAUCCAUCGGCUUCCUGUCUUGAAUACCUCGAUAAGACCGAUCUUUUGGCACAGGCUUUACACGAAACAGAGUUGGAUAUUGAUAGCAUUGUCUCUAGCAAGCCGGUGAAGGGUUAUAUCGUUACCAAGACCAAUCCAUUGUAUGAUGCUACAAAGGAUGACGAGGACCUGAAAACGCUGUAUGACCAGUUUCACCCAUUCAAGCCUCUGUUGAAGUCGGAUGACGAACAGCUUAUCGAGGUUGUUGGCUAUAACAAUACUUUGGAUAAGUUCUUUUCAACUAUUGAGUCGUCCAAAUAUGCACUGCGUAUACAGAACCAGGAGAACCAGGCCAAGAAGAAACUCGAGGCUGCUAAAAAUGAAAAGCAUCAACAGGUUCAGAGACUCAUUGACGUUCAAGAGGUCAAUAAGCUGAAAGGUGAAACCAUCCUGUUCAAUGCCGACUUAGUCGAACAAGCCAAAGCUGCAAUUCAAGCCUUGGUUGAUCAAAAGAUGGACUGGAAGAUGAUGGAGAAGCUUAUCAAAAUCGAACAGGGAAAGAACAGUCCAGUGGCCAAGUUGAUCAACUUGCCCUUGAAUUUGAAAGAGAACAAGAUAGGCUUGAACCUGUCGACUGAUGUUGAGUACGAAGACGGGGAGAGUUCGGAAUCAGAAUCAGAUUCAGACUCUUCCUCAGACUCAGAUUCAGGCUCUCAUCGUAGAACAAGCAAGAAACCCGACUCAAAGCCAAAGAACACCAUCAACGUCACUAUUGAUCUUGGUCUGAGUGCUUACGCUAAUGCUUCAAACUACUUUACAGUGAAGAAAACGACAGUUGAGAAACAGAAGAAAGUCGAGCAGAGUGCAUCGAGAGCUUUAAAGAACAUCGAGUCGAAGAUUGAGAAGGAUCUGAAGAAGAACUUGAAACAGGAGACUGAAAUCUUAAGGAAGCUGCGUAACCCUUAUUUCUUUGAGAAGUUCAAUUGGUUUAUAUCUAACGAGAACUAUCUGAUCUUGUCAGGAAAAGACGAUUCCCAAACCGAUAUGAUCUACCAUAGGUAUGUUGAGAAAGAUGACAUUUAUGUCUUUGCAGAUGUCGACGGUGCUUCCCAUGUGUUUAUAAAGAACCCAAACAAGGGUGAAGUGUCACCAAGUACUCUGACACAAGCAGGUAUCAUGUCACUGUCGACUUCGAAGGCUUGGGAAAACAAAAUGGUAACCAGUCCAUGGUGGUGUUAUGCUGCUGAUGUAUCUAAAAACGAUAUCGAUGGGAAGAUGUUACCACCUGGGUCCUUUAGAUAUUUGAAGGAGAAGCAGUUCUUACCACCAGCACAGAUGGUUAUGGGAUUCGCAUUCUUAUGGAAGAUCAAGACUGAAGACAAUCAGAAGGAAUUAGAAAGACAGAUUGAAGAGUUUGAUAACUUGGAAAUGAGUACAGUUGAUGAUUUGAAGGACCAGGGAUCGGAAGAAGAAGGUGAAGAAAAUGGAUCUGGAGUGACUACAAAUGAGCUACAAGAGACUGGCGAAGCUGAUGAAGCUCAAAGACAAGGUGAUGCUGACGAAGGUGAAGAAGAAGAAGAAGAAGAAGAAGAAUCCCAGGUUGAAGCUGUUGAGCAAGAUUAUGAACAUUCAAGCACCGCUUACGAUGCAAUGAGUACCACCUCUCAGUCCAGACAAAAGAAGCCUGUACGUGGUAAGAAGAGCAAGCUGAAAAAAAUACAAGAGAAGUAUGGAGACCAGGAUGAAGACGAACGUCGUCUGAGAAUGGAAGCCUUGGGUACUUUGAAGCAGCAAGCCAGACGAGAAGAUGAGCUGAAGAAACAGCAAGAACAGAAAAUUGCCCAUUUGAAGAAGAUUGAGAAGAAAAAACGUCAAGACGAGCUCGUUGCUCAUAAGUACAUGAACAUGAAAGAAUCUGUUGAUUAUGAGUCCAUUUUGAACGAAUUGACUCCUACAAUCACCUCUGAGGAUGAGAUCUUGGAAGCCAUCCCAGUGUUCGCACCUUGGAAUGCCCUAACGAAGUACCGUUAUCGUGUGAAAGUGCAGCCCGGUUCUACAAAGAAAGGUAAAGCUCUUCAAGAGACAUUGCAUUAUCUCUUGACAAGGCCAGUCGAUGACAGCGAGCGUGAUCGUAAUUACGAUUGGCCUCGAGAACAUGAAACCUUGAAAGGCUUGAAAGAUACCGACUUAUUACCUUCGAUAUACGUUGGCAAGCUAAAGAUCAUGCUUCCAGGCAAAUCAUCAGCACCAAAAGGAGGGUCAGGUAGAGGCGGAGCUAAAAAGAAAGGUAAGAAAUGA
Molecule: messenger RNA, 2943 nt
Organism: Williopsis jadinii
Lineage: Eukaryota; Fungi; Ascomycota; Saccharomycetes; Phaffomycetales; Wickerhamomycetaceae
Gene: RQC2
Product: Rqc2p
Exons: 2
Coding region: 1-2943 (980 amino acids)
Biological process (GO): rescue of stalled cytosolic ribosome; ribosome-associated ubiquitin-dependent protein catabolic process
Cellular component (GO): RQC complex
Molecular function (GO): ribosomal large subunit binding; tRNA binding
Source: RefSeq, a predicted model, not a curated record